Molecule: messenger RNA, 1278 nt
Organism: Arthroderma uncinatum
Lineage: Eukaryota; Fungi; Ascomycota; Eurotiomycetes; Onygenales; Arthrodermataceae
Product: COP9 signalosome subunit CsnD
Exons: 2
Coding region: 1-1278 (425 amino acids)
Cellular component (GO): COP9 signalosome; cytosol
Source: RefSeq, a predicted model, not a curated record
AUGGAUUCUUCCAGUUCUGCUCCUGAAGCUGACUCUGAAUUUGCCGCUGAAUUUGCCGAGAUCGAAGCAGCGAAAGACCAGCGAACGAAGGCACAGCUUUACAGCGAUUUACUCUCGAAAAUAGUCAACAAGUCAUCAUCUUCCCUUGCUCAAAAUCUUAUUAUAUUUCUAGGGUCCCUCCUCAGCGGUAAUAUUAGCAUCAUUGCAUCCCGGCCUCUUCUCGAUAGCUUCAUCACCUCCCUCAAACCCCUCCCCGCAAGCACCAGAAUAGAAGUUGGCCUGCCUGCCAUAAUAGCCCUUCAGUCACGCUCAACUUCGGUAGAAGAGCAAGAUGCCCAUUUACGUGAGACGCUUGCCGAUGCCUAUGAAGAAGUUGAAGAAUAUUCCCAGGCUGCUAGGGUGCUGCAGGCCAUUCACCUUGACAGUUCACAGCGCCAUAUAUCCGACGAGGAGAAAAUUCGCAUGUGGAUUCGGAUAAUACGUCUAUACUUGGAGGAUGAUGACGCGGGUGGUGCAGAAAUGUUUCUAAACAAAAUUAAAAACUUGCCCACCAAGACCGAAGACCCUGUGUUGCGCCUACAUUUCCAAUUGUCCCAGGCUAGAAUCCUCGAUGCACGACGACGAUUCCUUGAGGCUAGCCAAGAAUACCUGGCUGUCAGCUUGGCCAGCGGUGUUGAUGAGGAAGAUCGGCUACAAGCUCUUUCGGCAGCAAUAAGAUGUGUGGUCUUAGCACCUGCUGGGCCCCAGAGAUCACGGGCAUUGUCUAGGCUAUACAAGGAUGACAGGUCAUCUUCCCUUGAAGAGUAUAGUAUUUUAGAGAAGAUAUUUCGCGACCAGCUCCUCACAGAAGAUGAGGUCACUACGUUCGCUGCGGGGUUAGUCCCACAUCAGCUCGCCCAGACUGCCGACGGGCUUACCGUGCUAGAUAAGGCAGUUAUUGAGCAUAAUCUGCUGGCAGCUUCUAGGCUGUACGAAAACAUUCGGGUAGAGGAUCUAGGUCUGGUUCUGGGUCUCAAAGCAACGGACGAUGUAACUGCAGGUGAAAAGGCGGAGGCCUAUGCAGCUCGAAUGUUAGAACAAGGAAGGCUGAAAGGAACUAUUGACCAGAUCGAUGGUGUGAUUAGUUUUGACUCGGAGGCCGAUGGGGAUGGGCGAACCGGGCGUAAUCUUCGACACUGGGAUGCAGGAGUGCAGACUCUCGCUGAAGACGUGGAAAAUGUAGCCGCAGCUAUUAUGGAUGAAUUUCCCGAAUUUUCUGCUGCCCAGUUGGUUCACUAG